Ustilaginoidea virens is the source of this 2208-nucleotide messenger RNA. RefSeq lists its product as uncharacterized. Lineage: Eukaryota; Fungi; Ascomycota; Sordariomycetes; Hypocreales; Clavicipitaceae. Gene Ontology annotation, molecular function: RNA helicase activity; ATP binding; RNA binding. The transcript has a single exon. Gene Ontology annotation, cellular component: catalytic step 2 spliceosome. Gene Ontology annotation, biological process: mRNA splicing, via spliceosome. The record is from RefSeq and is a predicted model, not a curated record. The coding region runs from base 1 to 2208 and encodes 735 amino acids.
AUGCCUCUUGACAUCGAGGAGAUUCUGCGGCAGAAAAAGGCCGCCGACGCCGCCACGGCGAAGCCGCGCUUCAUCCCCAAGGCCCAGCGGGAGCGCAUCGCCGCCGAAAAGGCCAAGCAGGACGAGGACGGCCGGAAGCGCAAAGCCGCCGAGGAGGCGCAGAAGCGAAGGGACGAGGAGCGGAAAUGGGCCGCGCGCUCCGGCGGAGGAGCCUCGUCGUCACGGUCGUCGGCCGCCCACGGAGGACUCGCCCACGGAGGACUCGCCAACGGACUCGCGCCGGUCCCUACCGGGCCUCGGUCCAUGAACCGGCCCAAGACGGACGGCAAAAAGGGCGGCGAGCGGACAAACGGCGACAAGAAAUCGGCAGAAGACAUCGAGGCGGCCCUCCUGAGGUCGAGGUACCUCGGCCCCCAGGUCAACGAGCAGUCGAGCUUCUCGGCAAAGAAGAAGCGCAUGCGCACGACGGAGAAAAAGUUCAACUUUGAGUGGGACCUGGAGGACGACACGUCGAGGGACAACGACCCCAUCUACGCCAGCCAGACGGCCAACCGGGGCUUCUCCCUCGCCGGCCUGGGCGGCGAGUUUGACGACGAGGCCGAGCGCCGGGCGAGGAAGCGCGCGCGGCUCAUCGAGGAGCGCGACGCCGAGCACGGCCGCGAGCGGGCCAAGGGCAUCAUGCAGGACUUUUACCGGGCGCGGGCCAAGGCCAAGGCCCGGGCCGACCGGACCGGGCUGGGGCGGCACUGGUCCGACAAGAAGCUGCACGAGAUGCGCGAGCGCGACUGGCGCAUCUUCAAGGAGGACUUUGGCAUCGCGACCAAGGGCGGCGCCAUCCCGGACCCCAUGCGCAGCUGGGACGAGUCGGGCCUGCCCCGGCGCCUGCUCGACAUUGUCGACCGCGUCGGCUACCGGGAGCCCACGCCGAUCCAGCGCGCCGCCAUCCCCAUCGCCCUGCAGGCGCGCGACCUGAUUGGCGUGGCCGUCACCGGCUCCGGCAAGACGGCCGCCUUCCUGCUCCCCCUGCUCGUCUACAUCUCGGACCUGCCGCCGCUGACCGAGGCCAACAAGAACGACGGGCCGUACGCGCUCAUCCUCGCGCCCACCCGCGAGCUGGUCCAGCAGAUCGAGACCGAGGCGCGCAAGUUUGCCGAGCCCCUCGGCUUCCGGUGCGUCAGCAUCGUCGGCGGCCACUCGCUCGAGGAGCAGGCCUUUGCGCUGCGCAACGGCGCCGAGAUUGUCGUCGCCACCCCGGGCCGCCUGGUCGACUGCAUCGAGCGCCGGCUGCUCGUCCUCUCGCAGUGCUGCUACGUCAUCAUGGACGAGGCCGACCGCAUGAUCGACCUCGGCUUCGAGGACUCGGUCAACCGCAUCCUCGACGCGCUGCCCGUCGGCAACGAGAAGCCCGACUCGGACGACGCCGAGAACGCGCAGCUGAUGAAGAGCUACCUCGGCGGCCGCGACCACAAGUACCGCCAGACCAUGAUGUACACGGCCACCAUGCCGCCGCUCGUCGAGCGCAUCGCCAAGAAGUACCUGCGGCGGCCCGCCACCGCCACCAUCGGCAACGCCGGCGAGGCCGUCGACACGGUCGAGCAGCGCGUCGAGCUCCUCGCCGGCGAGGACCGCCGCAAGAAGCGCCUGCACGAGAUCCUCUCCAAGGGCGACUUUGCGCCCCCCAUCAUCGUCUUUGUCAACAUCAAGCGCAACUGCGACGCCGUCGCCCGCGACAUCAAGUCCAUGGGCUGGUCCACCGUCGCCCUGCACGGCUCCAAGACGCAGGAGCAGCGCGAGGCCGCCCUCGCCUCGGUCCGCGCCGGCCAGACCCAGGUCCUCGUCGCCACCGACCUGGCCGGCCGCGGCAUCGACGUCCCCGACGUCUCGCUCGUCAUCAACUUCAACAUGGCCCACAGCAUCGAGAGCUACACCCACCGCAUCGGCCGUACCGGCCGCGCGGGAAAGAGCGGCGUCGCCAUCACCUUUCUCGGCAACGAGGACGCCGACGUCAUGUACGAUCUGCGCCAGAUGCUGAGCAAGAGCUCCAUCUCCAAGGUCCCCGACGAGCUGAAGCGCCACGAGGCCGCGCAGUCCAAGCCUGUCCGCGGGGGCGGCAGGAAGCAGGAAGCAGCAGAGUCGGCUGGCGGCGGGGGGGGGAUGAAAGCCGGUGGCGGAGGUGGCGGCGGCGGCGGCGGCGGCGGCGGAUGGUGA